GCACAGCGUAGCGCUCAUCUCUCAGAGUCCCAGCCGAGCACAGGAGCGGAGAGAGAGAGUGAGAGAGAGAGAGAGAGGGGGAAGGAAAAGUUUGACAAAUGGAUUUCUUUACUGGAGUCAGACCUUUAUUAUUUUCAUAUGUACUCAUUAACGGCAUACUAAUAACUUUACAGACUAAAGAAGAGGUGCUAUUGGAUAUGAAGGCAACGGGAGGUGAACUGGGCUGGUUGACAUGGCCUUUAGAUCAGGGAGACAAGUCCGGGUGGGAGGUCACCCAGAGGACCCUGAACGGCUCUCAGUUCUAUACCUACUCUGUCUGCAAUGUCGGGGAACGUGAGCAGGACAACUGGCUGCGCACCACCUUCAUCCAGCGGCGUCCAUCGGCUUCGCGGGUUUUCGUCGAGCUCCAGUUCAUCGUACGCGACUGCAACUCCUUCGACGGCACCUCGCUGACCUGCAAGGAAACCUUCAACCUUUUCACGUCCGAGUCCGACGCCGACGUGGGCACCACCUUCCGCAAGGGCCAGUUUAAGAAGGUGGCCACCAUAGCGCCCGACGAGAUCACCAGCAAAAAUGAACUGCGCAUCAACACUGAGACGCGAGUGGUGGAGAACCUGUCGCGCAAAGGCUUCUACUUGGCUUUCCAGGACAUCGGGGCCUGCGUCGCUCUUCUCUCCACCAGGGUCUACUACAAGACGUGCCUGGCCACGGUGAAGAGCCUUGCGUCGUUCCCAGAGACCGUGGCCGGAGGUGAAAACCAGGCGCUGAGGGAGGUGAGCGGGGCGUGCGUGGUAAACGCCGUCAGCGAGGAGUUGCCUCGCAUCUACUGCACUGUGGAUGGGGAGUGGGUGGUACCAGUCGGACAGUGCCAGUGCAACCUGGGGUACGAAGAAGUCAAAGAUGCGUGUCAAGAAUGUCAGCCUGGCUUCUUCAAAGCCGCAGCAUCCGGUGACAAGUGUGAACUCUGUCCUGCCAACACCCAGCGGCUGGAUUCUGGGGCUUUGUUUUGCCCCUGCUUGGAUGGCUUUUACCGGGCCCCGACUGACCCCCCCAGUGGGCCCUGCUCAGGCCUGCCCUCUGCCCCACGAGACCUCGUGGCCACCACCACCCAGCUCUCCACAGGAAAACUCCACCUCUCCUGGAGCCCGCCUGAGGACACCGGGGGUCGAACCGACAUCACCUACAGCGUCGAAUGCCAGCGCUGCGAGGGCAACGUCUGCCAGCUGUGCGGAGAGAAAGUCCGCUACGAGCCGGCCAGCACGGGCCUGACCGACAACAAGGUCUCGGUGAGCGAGUUGGAUGCACACCUCAACUACACCUUCACCGUGGAGGCACACAGCGGCGUAUCGCUGUUCGCGAGUCAGGCAACGCCGCGAUCGAAUAGGCCGCCGUCCACCAGCGCUCUGACGACAUCGCUGCACUACACAGAACCCCCCAGGAUUACCACGAUGCGACUGGUUGAGAGGACCUCCACCAGCUUGUCCCUUUCCUGGGAUGUAUCCCCCCGAAUACGGCUCCAACCCCGGCCCAUCCGCUAUGAACUUACCUACCGCAAGAAGGAUGAUAACCUGGAUGUGACGACCUACAUCGUGCUCUUACUGGAGAAGAACGUUGUGCAGAUCAGCGAUCUGGCCCCCGGCACGGCCUACCUGUUCAGGGUGCAGGCCCUCGGGAGCGAUGGCAGCCCCGGAGGGUCCAGCAUUGAGGAGCAAUUUGAGACGUCGCCCGAAGGGCGCCUCACUCAAAACAACACGGCAGUCAUCUUCGGCGCAGCAGUCGUGGGAGCGGCCAUGCUGUUCGUAGUGAUCCUGGUCCUGUUCCUACGCAGACGGAAAAGAAACUCUCACUCCAGACAAGGACCAGAGGACACCUAUUUCUCCAGCUCUGAGCAAUUGAAGCCUCUGAAGACCUAUGUGGAUCCGCACACAUACGAGGACCCCAACAUAGCCGUCCUGAAGUUUGCCACUGAAAUCCACCCCAGCCACAUAACCAAACAGAAAGUCAUUGGAGCUGGGGAGUUCGGUGAAGUGUACCGUGGUAAUCUGAAGAUGCCGGGGAGGAAAGAGGUGGCGGUGGCUAUCAAGACGCUGAAACCGGGUUACACGGAGAAGCAGAGGCAGGACUUUCUGAGCGAGGCCUCCAUCAUGGGCCAGUUCUCCCACCAGAACAUCAUUCGCUUGGAGGGGGUGGUCACCAAAUGUAAGGAUUACUGUGAGUUUUGUUACUUUUUUUUUUCUAAAAAUCUUUCUCACAAUUUUCGUUCACCUGUUUUCGGGCCAGUUCAGGGACAUGAUUUGUUCUUUUUGUCUGUGUGUGCAGUCAAACAUGCCAUGAUCGUGACAGAAUACAUGGAGAACGGAGCACUGGACAGGUACCUCAAGGACCACGAUGGCGAGUUUCCCUCCUUCCAGCUGGUGGGCAUGAUGCACGGCAUCGCUGCGGGCAUGAAGUACCUCUCUGACAUGAGCUACGUCCACCGUGACCUCGCCGCCCGAAACAUCCUCGUGAACAACAACCUGGAGUGUAAAGUGUCCGACUUUGGUCUAUCCAGGGUGCUGGAGGACGACCCUGAGGGCACGUACACCACAAGUGGAGGUAAGAUCCCAAUCCGCUGGACGGCUCCAGAGGCGAUCGCAUACAGGAAGUUCACCUCAGCCAGCGACGUGUGGAGUUUUGGCAUCGUCAUGUGGGAGGUCAUGGCCUUUGGUGAGAGGCCCUACUGGGACAUGAGUAACCAUGAGGUGAUGAAGGCUAUCAACGAGGCCUUUAGGCUGCCGGCGCCGAUGGACUGUCCCUCAACUGUUUAUCAGCUGAUGCUGCAAUGCUGGCUUCAGGAUCGCUCCAAGAGGCCGCGCUUCGGAGACAUCGUCAACCUGCUGGACAAGCUGCUGCGGAGCCCAGACUCCCUGAAGAUCAUCGCAGAUUUUGACCCACGGUCUUGUCUCCCUCCCGACUUGAAACUUGACUUGGACUUCUCUCGACUGUCUCGUGACUUGACCCGGACCUGCUUAAAAACAGCGGCUCCCCGUUUACUUCCAAGUUCAAAAUGGGCCGAGUAUUUAAGUGUGUCCAUCCGCCUGCCCAGUACCAGCGGCUCGGACGGUUCCCCCUUCAGGUCGGUGUCCGAGUGGCUGGAGUCCAUCAAGAUGAGUCAGUACAGUGAGAACUUCACCUGCGCUGGGGUCGUCACCAUGGACCACGUCCUGCAGAUGAAGAACGAGGACAUUAAAAACAUCGGCGUGAGGCUGCCUGGCCAUUUGAAAAGGAUUGCCUACAGCAUCUUGGGUUUAAAGGACCAGACCAGCACCCUGAGCGUCUUUGCAGUGUGAUCGUGACAACGAAGGGAAUUCAAUGCGGGCACUGAAGCAGACGGCCCUUUGAACUCUGAGCUGAGCUGGAGGGAAACUACGGGCACGGCCUCGAAUCGGCAGGACCAAGAGACAUGUGCCAUCCAUCGGGGCCGACUGAAUCCGACUGACUUGCUGUACAUUUUUGAUUUCUUCAUCUUAUCCACACGGGAAUUGAGCAAAUAUACAACAGUAGAUGUAUCAAGUAGACUCUGUGUAUUUAGAUAUCAAUUUGUUCUCGUCUUCUGUACAGUUACAAUUCAUUCCUCUGGCAUUUUUUUUCUUUUUCUUUUUUUUUGCUCCUUGAUUUCGCAUUCCUGCUUCAAGAAAAUCAACAAUCAAGUCAGUUCUGGGAAACGUCUUCAACUUCACAAAAUUGCACCCUGUCGCAUCCAGUAUCAAACAAACAAACGUAUGUGUGGUAGUGUGUGAUAGUGUGGGCUUACGUGGAGGUUGGCGCUGAUGUGCGUCUCCCUUUUUUUUUUAGAUAGCACUUUGGCCCAUUUCCUGUCAGACCAAUGAGGAUGGAGCGUCGAUAGCUUGAGCUGGCCCAAAGUUAAAGGGACAGACAGACCUGGUGUUGUUACUGGCCUUCUGCUUGCUCUGGGCAGAAAUUAAGCUAUAAUCAUGUAAGUGAUGUUAUAUGAAAAAGAAAAAAAGAGAGGAUAUAUAUCAGGUACUCUUUGUGUACAGAUUACCAAAAAACAUUGUGACAAUUUAUAAUGUAGCACUUGGAUCUAGAAUCUCAUUGUCUUGGUUUGUCUCAGAAUUGCAUGGAUGAGGCGAUUACACACAAAAUGAAAUGGAGAAAUUGUGUGAAAUGAAUACGUUUCAAUUAGCAAGCAAUAGCGUGCCGGUAAUGAAGAGGGGAGAGGGUGCAGUUUGACAAACAAUGCAAAUGCCUCGGUUUAAAAGAUUUUUAAAAAAGAAGGAAGGAAAAAAAGAAAAAAGAUUUAAUGAUAAUGAGUCUUGUUGUGGUUGAGAUGAUUUCAUACUUAAUAAUAGUUUGGUUUGCAAUUUCAAUGUCUCAUUUAGUUUUGUAGAAGCGAUAUUGAUUCAUAUUUCUGACAUGUUGACACUAUAUUCUUUGACAAUUAGGUGGCCGGUCGCGUUCCUCGUGCUCAAAGACAUUUUGAAGUGCCGUUUGAGGAACGUUAGAGGGAAUUUGCUGUGUGUGUGUGUGUGUGUGUGUGUGUGUGUGUGUGUGUGUGUGUGUGUGUGUG
Messenger RNA from Cyclopterus lumpus (lumpfish), 4570 nucleotides. It is a transcript of the gene epha2b, whose product is annotated as eph receptor A2 b. Gene Ontology annotation, cellular component: plasma membrane; neuron projection. Gene Ontology annotation, biological process: axon guidance; cell surface receptor protein tyrosine kinase signaling pathway; protein phosphorylation. NCBI's taxonomy places the organism in Eukaryota, Metazoa, Chordata, Actinopteri, Perciformes, Cyclopteridae. The transcript is spliced from 17 exons. Gene Ontology annotation, molecular function: ATP binding; protein binding; transmembrane-ephrin receptor activity. The record is from RefSeq and is a predicted model, not a curated record. The coding region runs from base 99 to 3329 and encodes 1076 amino acids.